CAUUUCAACAGUCCACGAAGCAUCGCCAUGAGUUUCCUUAAAAUAUGUUCUUUGAUUUUGGUUUUCAAUGGAUAUUAUGCUACAGCCCAAACCAAAAAAUACAUUUGCAAUUUCGAAAACGGCCUAUGUUUGUUUCUAUCAAAUGUAAAAAAUAACAAGGAAAACUGGAGAAUCGGAAAGGGAAAGCUAAAUGCGGCUGAUACCGGUCCAUCAGUAGAUCACACGACUGGAACCGCAAAUGGCACCUAUCUCUUUGUAAACGUGAGUGCGGCCAAGACGAACGUGGUUUCACUCGAAACAGUGGCCAUAAGAAAGGACUAUUGCGUUCGAUUCUUCUAUCACAUGUACGGUGCGGACAUCGGUUCUCUAACUGUCUCAACUCAGAGUGUCCAUCAAGCAUCUGACACCAAGAAGUACUUCUACCGGACGCGGACGCAAGGAGACAGAUGGAAAGAGGCAUUUUUUACCGCUUCGGAAUCGGGCACCAUGAACCUGAAAGGCUACAGGAUUGUUUUCACGGCAAAGCAUAACAUAGCAUCCUCCGUACUAGGUGAUAUAGCUUUAGAUGACAUAGAACUAACACUAGGGAAAUGCAGAGAUACAAAGAGUGACGUUACUCAACUGUGCACUUUUGAUGACUACGACUGUGGUUACUCUGCUAGCAAGAUAAGCUCAUUGAGGUGGGAGUGGAAAACGCUAAAACAUGCAACCACCUAUUUCAAAAAACAACCAGAGAAUGAUCAUACACUUGGAACCUCUUUCGGAGGCUACUGGUACGUUGGUGCCAGUGGUUCACUGUGGCGGCUCAUUUCCUCCAUGCAGACAGCCAUGCUAAGUAGUUCUGUGUACAAGAAACCAAAAACGGUUCAAAACUGCCUGCAUUUUUACUACUACAUCGAUGGUGAGGGAACAACAGGUUGGCUUUCGGGAGGAGUCAAAGAAGCUUACUUACAAGCUUUCAUUAAUUUUCCGAACUCUACAAAUGGACGAAAAUGGCUCAUAACGAAAGCGAAAAAUAUUACAAAUCACAAGCAGUGGACGCGCGCAGAAGUUAAAGCAGACAUACCAGACGAUUUCCAGUUUGAGUUUGUUUCUGGCAUAGACAGUCAAUCAGAAGUUUUACUCGCAAUUGAUGACAUACAACUUGUAACAGGAAAUUGUCCGGAAGCCGGCUUCUGUGAUUUCGAAGAAGACAAGUGCACUUGGAAAGACGGUCUAAGUCGCUAUAACUGGGUUCGUAAGAUGGGAAGAUCCGGAACGAACAGCGAAAUUGGUCCUAGCGUCGAUAAUACUCUUAAAACUGCUAAUGGCAAUUACGUAGUUUUUAGCACAAAGAAUAAAAGCCCAGGAUCCGAGGCAGAUCUCGAGAGCGAAUUUUUUCCGCCUAACGACAAGGAAAUGUGUUUGACAUUUUUCUACUACAUGUCGGGAAAAGAUCUGGGAAAUUUAAAGGUUCUGAGGAGGGAAGAAAAUAUUACAGAAACAACUUUGUGGUCAUUGUCUGACGAUCAGGGUAAUAUGUGGAAGAGAGGAAUGGUGGUGAUGAAACCCAGCAUACUAUACAAUCAGGUCGUGUUCAGAGGUGUAACAGGUGGAGCAAAAAAGGGCUUCAUGGCCCUCGAUGAUAUUCGAAUUAGAACUGGUGAAGAAUGCGACCUCCUUCCGCCCGAAGCAGAUCCACGUUUGGAAGAUCCUUGUUCAUCGAGUCCUUGUCUGAACAAUGGUAGCUGUAGUGUCAACGGAAACAGUUUUAAGUGCUACUGUCUAAAUCCAUUCUUUGGAGACAGAUGCGAAAAUGAUCCUUGUUCAACGAGUCCUUGUCUGAACAAUGGUAGCUGUAGUGUCAACGGAAACAGUUUUAAGUGCUCCUGUCUAAAUCCAUUCUUUGGAGACAGAUGCGAAAAUGAUCCUUGUUCAACGAGUCCUUGUCUGAACAAUGGUGGCUGUAGUGUCAACGGAAACAGUUUUAAGUGCUCCUGUCUAAAUCCAUUCUUUGGAGACAGAUGCGAAAAUGAUCCUUGUUCAACGAGUCCUUGUCUGAACAAUGGUGGCUGUAGUGUCAACGGAAACAGUUUUAAGUGCUCCUGUCUAAAUCCAUUCUUUGGAGACAGAUGCGAAAAUGAUCCUUGUUCAACGAGUCCUUGUCUGAACAAUGGUGGCUGUAGUGUCAACGGAAACAGUUUUAAUUGCUCCUGUCUAAAUCCAUUCUUUGGAGACAGAUGCGAAAAUGAUCCUUGUUUAUCGAGUCCUUGUCUGAACAAUGGUAGCUGUAGUGUCAACGGAAACAGUUUUACGUGCUCCUGUCUAAAUCCAUUCUUUGGAGACAGAUGCGAAAAUGGUAAGAUUCUUGUUCAUCGAGUCCUUGUCUGA
Molecule: messenger RNA, 2370 nt
Organism: Argiope bruennichi
Lineage: Eukaryota; Metazoa; Arthropoda; Arachnida; Araneae; Araneidae
Product: MAM and LDL-receptor class A domain-containing protein 1-like
Exons: 19
Coding region: 28-2370 (780 amino acids)
Cellular component (GO): membrane
Molecular function (GO): calcium ion binding
Source: RefSeq, a predicted model, not a curated record